This is a messenger RNA of Triticum aestivum (bread wheat), 755 nucleotides long. RefSeq lists its product as uncharacterized. Bases 120 to 518 code for a protein of 132 amino acids. Lineage: Eukaryota; Viridiplantae; Streptophyta; Magnoliopsida; Poales; Poaceae. The transcript has a single exon. The record is from RefSeq and is a predicted model, not a curated record.
CAUAGUCUGCCCCGCUCUGUUCUCCUCUCCUCUGCUCUGCUUCUUCUUCCUGCAAGAGACUUGACCGAUCGUUCAAGCAAGCGCCGAGGUUCGACUUGAUCGCCCGAGCAGGGACGCCAAUGGACCAUCUGCUGCACCACGGGCACGAGAUGAGGAGGCCGUCCGUGCCCGGCCACGAGGCGGCGCUGAGGUCCGUCCAGAAGCCGCCGGCCAAGCCGUGGCGCGCGGGCGGCGGCUUGACGCCGGCGCCGACGCCGCCCAAGGUGUACCGCGUGGAGCCCCGGGAGUUCCGCGACCUCGUGCAGAGGCUCACCGGCGCGCCCGCCGCGGCCAUAGCCAGGCAGCACCAGCACGGCCAGCAGCUGCAGCGCGCGCCGACGCAGCCCGUGCCCGUGCGCCCCGGCGGUGUCGAGGACGCCGCCAUGGCCGGGCAGAUGUACGCGCCGUGGUGCUCGUUCCCGCUCAUGGGCCCGCCGGCGUCCAUGCACCCCGGCCUCGACGGCCACCAUCUCAUAUAGGACAUAGCUCAUCCUCCCGGCCGCCGCCCUGCUGCCGCUGCUCUUGUAUGUACAUCCUUGCUUGGGACAGGCUAGGCGCGUGAACUGCAAAGUAGCGAGUAAAAAACUCUUUCAAUCUUGCCUUAGCUUUAAGUGUAAACAAACAUAAUACGCGUUGCUCCCCUUGUAACUUAGCAGCUACACAUGAUGUAAUUACCAAGGAUGAAGGGAGAGUACGUUUGCGAUGAACAAGUUCGC